CAGAUAUCAUUGAUCAGUGUAAAUUGGUGCUCAAAUUUCCACCUGGCACAAACAGUAACUGGGUCAAGAACUACUCCAUGAUUUUGUUCCAUGUAUAAUGCACAGUUUAAAAUUUAUGAGCCCCUGGAAUAUCAUUAUGAUGUCUGUGAGGCCAUCCUAUUGUGGGAACAGUACCGCAACAUGACAACAGUCUUAACAAGGGAAUAUCUAGAUGUCAGACCGGAUGGAUGGUUAGACUAUGCUGCAAAGAGGAUUGCCCAGUUAGGUGCAGAUAAAUGCUACAACCAUUCCUUGUGUGAGGAGCAUCUCAAUUUGAUUUUACCGUCAAAGCCUCCUUUCCACCCUCGUCAGUUUAAGACUUGUGCAGUUGUCGGAAACUCAGGGGAUCUCCUAAAGACAGAAUUUGGACAGGAAAUUGAUGAACAUGAUGCUGUCUUUCGAGAUAAUGAGGCUCCUGUUAACAAGAAAUAUGCCAAAUAUGUGGGUCUGAAAAGGGACUUUCGCCUUGUUGUACGAGGUGCUGCCCGUAAUAUGGCUGCCAUUCUGAAUGGAUCAAAUGAUGAGGUGCUCAUAAUUAAAAGUGUGACCCAUAAAGAUUUUAAUGCAAUGAUAAAGGAACUUCCAAACCCUGUAUAUUUAUUCCAAGGUAUUGUUCUUCGACGUGGAGCCAAAGGAACUGGAAUGAAGUCUAUAGAGCUAGCCCUUUCAAUGUGUGACAUUGUGGACAUUUAUGGUUUUACUGUAGAUCCUGGCUACACAGAAUGGACGCGUUACUUCUCCACCCCAAGGAAAGGACACAAUCCGUUGCAAGGAAGAGCAUAUUAUCAGCUUCUAGAGUGCCUUGGUGUUAUUAGGAUCCAUUCUCCGAUGAGAUCUGAAAGAAAACAAGAUUGGUCCGACGUUCCAAGCAAGGAAGACAUCAAGAAUGCUCACAGUGCUGCUCUCCGUGUUAAGAAAGCCUCAUCUGGGGAAAUAAAUGAUUCGGGGCCCUAUGUUAGUUGUAAAGUAUGGGGUACAGUGGAUCCAGACAGCAGCGAACAAAUCUCAGGAUCUCCGGACAUGAGUGAUACUAGAAAACAUUCCAACUAUAGCAAGUGGGAAGUUGUGCCUUUUGAGAGCCUAAGGAGAGAAGCACGGGAACACUAUUUUCAAUUAGGUGGGGUUUCUAUGUAUAAGAUGGAUGGAAACAAAUUGGAUGAUCUUGUAUGCGUGAGACAUGUUUUGCCAUCAGAAAAGCUCAGUCGGUAGAAGUUUGAGAAACCUCAAUGGAACUUGCAGAAGAGUAUUUGAAGACUGGGCUUCAAAGUGGUGGAUCCUCAACUUUGGAUUCACUGCGUAUUGCAAUAGUAGUUCGGGCGAUGUUCUUACGAAACCUCAGGCUUUCAGGCAUUCAAGAAAUCUGAUAUCAACAAAGUGACAGUUUCUAUUGAGGAGCAUAACACGAAAUUGUUAUUAUUGAUGUUUUGUCCUUUGUCAGGUUACAUACGGAUCAUUUCGGCCAUUGUUGGCAUGUUCUCUGUAGCAGCAGACUAGACAGAAGCGACUGUCAGAAAUUCACAAUGAUGUAAUCUGAUUGCACAAAUACACGAUACUAGUGAUUGCACUGA
Molecule: messenger RNA, 1607 nt
Organism: Asparagus officinalis (garden asparagus)
Lineage: Eukaryota; Viridiplantae; Streptophyta; Magnoliopsida; Asparagales; Asparagaceae
Product: sialyltransferase-like protein 5
Exons: 9
Coding region: 91-1248 (385 amino acids)
Biological process (GO): pollen tube growth; pollen germination
Molecular function (GO): sialyltransferase activity
Source: RefSeq, a predicted model, not a curated record